AUGGCGGCGACUUCGGACCGCGGGAAAACUCCCCCUCACCCAAAUCAUCCCCCAAACGGCAGACAGAAGACCAGCCACCUACGAUGGGAGGUAUCCGUGCCCUAAUGUCUGAAUUUUCAGAUAAUAUACAGAAAAGCAUACAGCUGCAAAUUCAGGCUCUAACUGCUGAUUUACAGAGAGACAUACAUGAAAUAGGAAACCGCACAGCUCAAGUGGAGUCCAAAAUGGACGAACAUGCAGAAGCACAUAACAGCUUAGCAGACAAAGUCCAGGAAUUGGACGACAUUCUGGAAGUACACAGGCUAAAGCUAGCUGACAUGGAGGAUAGGGCAAGGCGGAACAAUCUGCGGUUCAGAGGAAUCCCAGAAACAAUUACAAACGCCGAGCUCCAACAUUAUCUCUCAAAACUGCUCCAGAGCCUAGUACCAGAAAUACACCCGGAUCAACUAUUAAUCGACAGGGUGCACAGGCUGCGCAGACCGAAACACCUGCCGCAAACUGCAGAGAGAGAUGUAAUCGCUAGAAUACACUUCUUCCACGCUAAAGAUAAGAUCAUGCGGGUUAGCAGAAACCCAGGUAUGCCGAACGAAUACAACUCCAUCAAAAUCUUCGCGGAUUUAUCAGCGGACACUCUCCAAUUCAGGAAAUCAAUGGCGCCGAUCACCUCCACCCUGCAGGAGCAUGACCUGAAUUACAGAUGGGGAUUCCCUGCCAAACUUCUGAUCUCCCACCAAGGGGCCAUACACGCCAUCACGACCCUGAAGCAAGGCGUCCAGAAACUAAGAGAUUGGGGGCUUCCCCAACCGGCGACAGAACCAACUAAAACAAAAGUGCCCAAGAUGUCACUGGAAUGGACUGUCAAACGAAAGACUGCCCUUCCCCUGGAACACGCGUAACUAUUCCAAAACCAUUGUGCAAGUUAAAAUGCUAGAACUCUCAAGUUACAGGGCUAUAGCUUAAUGCUUACUUAGCCAAAAUGUAUUUGUUAAUUAUUGUUAUACUUCAACCUACCUGACCUGCAACAAGCAGCAGUACUUGCUGGUUAGAAUGCGGCGCUGCCCAAUAAGCUUUUCUACUAUUCCCCCACGGGGGCGCAGGCAAGAUAACGGCACAUACUAGCCAUGACGCCAUCCUAUAGCGAGGCUGUGUUUAGAAGUUUAUUGAGACUAUCCCACUGUGAAGGCACAUUUUAAAACAUUGAUGUCACCUUAUAGCGAGGCUGUGUUUAGAAAAUUAUUAAGAUCAGUUUAAUGUUGUUCAUGACAUGUUAGUUUUGCAAUUUGAUGUUCAAAUGCUCUUUUGGUUUCAGGUGGAGGCUUACUAUGUGUAAAAACCUUAUCACCACUACCCCCACUAGACAGGCCUAUCUAUUAGGCGAGUCUCGAGGCUCCACUCCUCGGAGCCAAAUUGGGUGUGUCACCCACCAGUUUUUCCAGUUUUACCCCACCCACUUCCACCCUACCCAUUCUCUCCCCCAGUCACGAACACAAAGUAUGGCACAGCAGAACCGCCGCAGGCUUACCAAACUGACAUACUGCAAUGACCCAGCAGCACCAGUAGUAACCAAGCUCACGCUCCAUAGCAUCCCCUCCCUAUAUAUACAACCAUGGUUAAACUAAUAACGUAUAAUGUAAAAGGAUUGAACUCCCCGGGUAAACGCAGGCUACUACUGCAAGAUCUGAAAAACGAGGACAUAGACAUCGCGUGUAUCCAGGAAACACACUUCACCAACACCCGUACCCCUGCACUCUACACAAAAAUUUAUCCAACACAAUACCACGCUACUUCUGAUAAAAAGACGAAGGGAGUCUCUAUUCUCAUACAUAAAUCCAUAGCAUUUCAAGAAAAAGUAGUCUCUAUAGACCCCCAGGGAAGAUAUGUAAUACUAGUGGGUCUCUUCAAUAAUGUCCAAUAUACAUUGGCUUCUGUAUAUUUCCCCAACACUGGCUCAGAACAAUUCCUCAGACUCAUCCUCAAAGAGAUAGAUAAGGUGAGACAGGGGGGAUUGUUGAUGUGCGGGGAUUUUAACUUUAUAAUAUCCCCGGACUUAGACUCCACAGCACUCCCAAGAGGCACCAGACGAGCAAAUAUAGUAUCCACAGGCAAAAAACUGUCUAGACUGCUCACAUUACAUAACCUGUAUGAUAGCUGGAGAAUACUCCACCCAAGAGAACGGGAUUACUCCUUCCACUCCAAAGUACAUAACACCUACACCCGCAUAGACACCUACUACGUAGACCAAUCUACAUUACCACAAGUAGCCAAAUGUACAAUGGGAGACAUUACGUGGUCUGACCACGGCCCGGUGUCCCUGGAUCUAUAUGAUAAAUAUCAGUUCAAAGGUAGAGGGAACUGGAGACUAAACGAGUCCCUACUACAAGACAGUAACUUUGUGGAACAAAUAAAGAAUGACCUUAACAAUUACUUUCAGACAAACUCAGGUGGGGAAACAUCAGCCUCGACCACCUGGUCGGCCCAUAAGGCCGUUGUUCGCGGUUUAUUUAUUAGACAAUCCUCAUAUCUUAAAAAGCAUAGACAAGCGACCUUAAUGGAAUACCAACGGCAAUUAACACAAUUAACUACCCAAAAUAAGGGUGCCCCUUCUCGAGCCCUAGCACUACAAAUCCAAAAUCUGCUAGAUAAAAUCACCGAAUUACAAGCGGUCAAAACCUCAUACAUGUUACACAAGCUCAAAGCGACCCACUACCACCACAGCGGGAAAGCCACCAAACUCCUAGCUAACAGGCUGAGAGCAAAGCUGGCAGCCACCAAAAUAGCGCAUAUUCAAGACCCAGAAGGUAACAAAAUACAAAACCCAAUGGAUAUCACUCAGGAGUUCGCCAACUAUUACUCCAGCCUCUAUAAUUUGGGCGAAAGACCAGAUACCCCCCCCAUCCAGGACAGUAACAUCACGGAGUUUCUAACCCGUCUACCCCUCCCCAAAAUAAACCACCACCAAAUAGAACAAUUACUCCAACCUAUUACUCUAUCAGAAGUACUCCAAACAAUAAGGAACCUCCCCCCAGGAAAAACCCCAGGAGCAGACGGCCUACCAAACCUGUAUUAUAAAACUUUUGCAGACAUAUUAGGCCCUAAACUUGUCCAAAUAUUCCAAGCAGCUUCUGACUCGGGAGAACUCCCUCCUGAGAUGCUACUAGCAACUAUAGUUACCCUGCCAAAACCUGGGAAACCCCCGGACCAAUGUAAAAAUUUUAGACCUAUCUCCUUAUUAAAUACAGACGCUAAGAUAUACGCAAAAAUCCUGGCCUCCAGACUGGGUAAAAUCCUGCCCUCAAUCAUAGACGAUGACCAAACAGGGUUCGUGAUGGGGAGACAGGGGUUAGACAAUACACGAAAACUGUCCCUAAUUAUGGAAAAAUUGAGAAGAUCAGGCCAAGGUGGGCUACUGUUAGCUCUGGACGCUGAAAAAGCGUUUGACCGCCUAGGUUGGUCCUUCUUGAAACAAGUCUUAUCGACAUUUGGAUUCCCACAACAGUUCAUUCAACAAGUAUUCGCCCUAUAUUCACACCCAAGGGCUCAGGUACUACAAGCAGGCUUCAAAUCAGACCCCUUUCGCAUUACAAACGGCACCCGACAGGGAUGCCCUCUGUCCCCCCGUUGUACGUACUGGCCCUGGAGCCCUUACUAAUAGCCAUUAGAUCCCAUCCAGACAUUGAAGGCGUAAAUUGGCACGGCCGCCAAAUCAAGAUUAGUGCAUUUGCGGAUGAUAUCCUUCUAUAUGUUUCCCAUCCUGUUACCUCCCUACCACACAUAAUGCACCUUAUCGAGGAAUAUGGUGGUCUCUCAUACUACUCCUUAAACACUUCCAAAACACAAGCAUUAGGGUUACGCCUAGAUCCCCCAGCCCUCACACAGCUACGUAAAACCUACCAAUUCGAAUGGCGCACGAAUGAUAUUAAAUACCUAGGCCUGACGUUCACCAAAAAAGCUUCCGACAUGUUCCCAACUAACUACACCAAAGUAUGGAAUGAGUGCCUGACCUUGAUAAGGGGCUGGGAAAAAUUGUUCCUUACUUGGACGGAACGAAUUGUGGCUAUUAAAAUGUCGGUACUACCGAAACUACAAUAUGUGUUUCGGAACCUCCCGUUAAAGGUACCACAAUCUUACUUUAAAACCAUACAAUCGAAGCUACUGCAGUUUACCUGGGGAGCAAAACGGGCGAGAAUUUCUUGCAAACUACUAUCCGCACCAGUGAAACACGGGGGCAUGGCGUUUCCAAAUGUAAAAGCCUACUAUCAGGCGGCAGCCUUAACCCCUCUAUUAACACAUUUGGUGAGGAACAACCAACCACAAUGGGUACACCUAGAGAACCUAGCUGUUAAGCCCUUUGCAAUCCACAUCCUGACAUGGCUGCACAAAUCAAACAGACCAACUACACCGUUACUACCAUUACAAGUACAACUAGCGUUACAGAUUUGGGACACGCAUAGGAGGAAGUUUGAGACAGCCAACCCCCUCUCCAUGGCAACUCCCAUAGAAGCCAUAACAUACUGCAUCCCAACAUUUCACGCAAUGCCGUGGAAGGACAAGGGAAUCUCACACCUAGCUCAGGUCUUUGAAUCAGGCAAGCUGAUGGGUUUUGACCAUCUUAACACGAUCUUUAACCUGCCACACACAUCAAGCUAUUCAUACAUCCAACUUAAAUCCUUUCUACAUACACGUAAUAAAGAUAGUAGAAAUGAGACUACAAUUGCCAGUGCGCUAUCGACCUGGGAACAAACAGGCAUCACAGGCAAACUACCCCAGACCUUCAAACCCUUAUCUGGCUGCUACAGACUUAUUCUGCCAUACCAAUCCCUUUCUGACUCCACUCCAGCACACCAAUGGGAAAUGGACCUCCAAACUCCCAUCACUGAGAAACAGUGGUCUUCUAUCACAUCUUCCACUAGAAAAUUGAUCAAAUCUGCUCCCCUUAUAGAACAACACCAGAAAACAAUAUAUCGGUGGUAUAUGGUGCCGCUACGUAUACACAAACUGUAUCCCACUGCGUCUCCGACGUGUUGGAGAUGCAAACAAGAGAAAGACUCGGUCCUCCACAUUUGGUGGAAAUGUCCACGCCUAAUCAGGUAUUGGGAAGACACAGGAAAAAUCAUUGCAGAUACUACCACCAUCCACCUACCCUUUGACCCUAAGACCUUUUUACUGUUAGAUAUACCCAGAGAAACACCCACACAAGCGAGAAAAUUAAUGUACCACGUCCUGCUAACCGCACAAAAACUGAUCGCACGACUCUGGAAAACAACAGACACCCCUAG
Molecule: messenger RNA, 5276 nt
Organism: Pelobates cultripes (western spadefoot toad)
Lineage: Eukaryota; Metazoa; Chordata; Amphibia; Anura; Pelobatidae
Source: the annotation of a GenBank genome assembly